GUUGUUAGACCAGCAAAACAGGUUGUUAGACCAGCAAAACAGGUUGUUAGACCAGCAAAACAGGUUGUUAGACCAGCAAAACAGGUUGUUAGACCAGCAAAACAGGUUGUUAGACCAGCAAAACAGGUUGUUAGACCAGCAAAACAGGUUGUUAGACCAACAAAACAGGUUGUUAGACCAGCAAAACAAGUUGUUAGACCAGCAAAACACGUUGUUAGACCAGCAAAACAGGUUGCUAGACCAGCAAAACACGUUGCUAGACCAGCAAAACAGGUUGUUAGACCAGCAAAAGAAGUUGUUAGACCAGCAAAACAGGUUGUUAGACCAGCAAAACAAGUUGUUAGACCAGCAAAACAGGUUGUUAGACCAGCAAAACAGGUUGUUAGACCAGCAAAACAGGUUGUUAGACCAGCAAAACAGGUUGUUAGACCAGCAAAACAAGUUGUUAGACCAGCAAAACAGGUUGUUAGACCAACAAAACAGGUUGUUAGACCAGCAAAACAGGUUGUUAGACCAGCAAAACAAGUUGUUAGACCAGCAAAACAGGUUGUUAGACCAGCAAAACAAGUUGUUAGACCAGCAAAACACGUUGUUAGACCAGCAAAACAGGUUGCUAGACCAGCAAAACACGUUGUUAGACCAGCAAAACAGGUUGUUAGACCAGCAAAAGAAGUUGUUAGACCAGCAAAACAGGUUGUUAGACCAGCAAAAGAAGUUGUUAGACCAGCAAAACAGGUUGUUAGACCAGCAAAACAGGUUGUUAGACCAGCAAAACAGGUUGUUAGACCAGCAAAACAGGUUGUUAGACCAGCAAAACAAGUUGUUAGACCAGCAAAACAGGUUGUUAGACCAGCAAAACAGAUGGUCGGACAGGAAAACCUACUAGGAGAUGAACCAAUAAAAUGA
Molecule: messenger RNA, 906 nt
Organism: Procambarus clarkii (red swamp crayfish)
Lineage: Eukaryota; Metazoa; Arthropoda; Malacostraca; Decapoda; Cambaridae
Source: RefSeq, a predicted model, not a curated record